AUGGUAAAAGUUAGAAAAUUUAAAGGUUGUCUUGCAGACUAAGAAAAUGCUAGCAAAAUCAUAUCCCCACCCUAUGAUGUGCUCAAUACUUAAGAGGCAAAGGAAAUGGCAAGUGGAAAUGACAUGUGCUUCUUAAGAGUUAGCAAGCCGGAGAUUGAUUUACCUGAUGGUACUAAUCUCUAUUCUCAGGAGGUUUAUGAUAAAGGAAGAGAAAAUCUGCUUUAUUUCAGAAAAUAAGGAUAUAUCAAAGAUGACUCUGAUGAGAGAAUGUAUAUAUACAUGCAGAAAAUGGGAGAAAGAGAGCAAUAUGGUAUUGUAGCAAUGGCAUCAGUGGAAGACUACGAAAAUGGGUUGAUAAAGAGACAUGAAUUAACAAUCAAAAAGAAAGAGGAAGAUAGGACAAAAUUAUCAGAUACCUAAAAUGCUAACCUUGGCCCUGUGUUCCUAGCCUUUCAGGAUGGUGAAGAGAUUGAAAAGAGAAUGAUGGAAAUAGCACUUACUGAGGAGCCUUAUGCCAUAGUAGAUGGCCAUGAUGAAACUCAACAUGUUUUAUGGUUGUGCUCAGUAGAUGACUCAGAGUUCUUCUAGAAUGAGUUUGCUAAAAUACCAUGCACCUAUAUUGCAGAUGGCCAUCACAGAGCUGCUUCAGCAUACAAUGUAGGAAGGAUGAGAAGAGAGAAAGCUGCGCAAGAUGGAGUAGAGCUAUCAGGGGAAGAGCCAUUCAAUUUUUUCAUGGCAAUUCAUUAUCCUGAGAGCAAUCUUAAGAUUAUGGAUUAUAAUAGAGUAUUAAAGACAUUGAAUGACAUUUCUAACGAAGAUUUUCUUUAGAAAAUUAGUGAGUCAUAUGAUGUCAGCGGGCCUUUGGAAGAAGGAACCGACCCUAAGCCAACCAAGAAGAAUGAAUGCACUCUUUAUCUUGGCAAUUAAUGGUACAGACUCUAGGUCAAAGAUGACAAGAUUGACAAAUCAAACUUGAUCAAAUAGCUUGAUUCCUAGUUAUUAACGGAUCUAGUGCUCUCCCCUAUUCUAGGUAUAACGGAUUUAAGGUCAGAUGAAAGAAUUGAUUUUGUUGGAGGUAUCAGAGGUCUUGAUGAGUUGACAAAGAGAUGCCAUGAAGAUUCUGUUGCAGCCUUUGCAAUGUAUCCAGUAUAAUUAUAAGAAUUAAUGGAAAUUGCAGAUGCUGGACUCAUCAUGCCUCCAAAGAGCACUUGGUUUGAGCCAAAGCCCAGGGAUGGAUUCAUUAGUAGAUGUUUUGAUUGA
Messenger RNA from Stylonychia lemnae, 1260 nucleotides. NCBI's taxonomy places the organism in Eukaryota, Ciliophora, Spirotrichea, Sporadotrichida, Oxytrichidae. The record is from the annotation of a GenBank genome assembly.